CAAACUAUCUGCCUGGUUCACCAGGAUUCACCUUGAUAUCUGCGCUGACUUUCUUCCACGUCUAAAUUUAGUUGUCAUAUGUCCUGCCUGUCAACUGGGACAGCGCGGCAGGACACGCCCCUGCGCUGAAUGAAGGGUGCCGUGCGUAACGCCAGACCUGCCGUGGAUCCAAACCUCCCCAGUAUUUUUUUUUUUUUUUUGGUUUUGUUGAGGAUUUGUUGUCCGACACCUCUGCCUGGUUCUUCAUGGUCUUCUAAAGGCAGCGAUGACUCCAGAGGAAGAUCUCGUUCGAAUCGCAAAAAAGCUGGACAAGAUGGUGUCUAGAAAUAGCACGGAAGGAGCACUGGACCUUCUGAAGGAGCUGAGGAGCCUUAAAAUGACACUGAAGCUUCUCCAGGAAACAAGAAUUGGAAUGUCUGUGAACAGCAUCAGGAAGCACUGCACGGAUGAAGAAGUCAUUUCUUUGGCCAAACUCCUCAUUAAAGAUUGGAAGAGACUCUUGGACUCUGGUCCAACUCAGUCUGAAAAAUCUUCUGAAGUGGAGAAUGGUUUGGACUCCAGCAAAAAGUCUUCAGGAUCCAACAGCCUCUCCCCCGAGACACAAGGCAGGUGGCUGGAUGUCAAAAUGAAAUCAGAUCCUGACAGAAAGCCCUCUGACAAAAACAGUGAGGAGAAGCAGAAAGAGCACCACACGCACAGAAAGAUGCAGACGAGUGAACCCGAGAAUAAAAAGGAGGACAAUGAGAAACAUCUUCAAGAAACCAGAGAAAAUAAACUCCAAAGGGUGCAAGGAGACAAGAAACCGGUGCGUAGUGAGGACCAGCAAUUCCGAAAACACAAGUUAGACCGGGUGAAGGAUGGACUGAUAGAAGAUCCAAAAAGGAUGAGACAUGGGGAGGAACUGAAGAGAGAAGAGCAAAGUGAACAAAUGAAGAAGACUGCAGAUGAUGUGAGGAAGGAGAAACAUGGAAAAGAGAGCUUGCCGGUCCACAUGCCUGCCAGGCCGCUGGUUAAACCCCAGAAACCUGCAGAUGUUAGUAAUCCACGCUUUGAAAGACGAGGGGUUCUGGACAGCAGCCUCCUGUACCCCACCAGCUCACCCCCUCCUUCCCAACCUGCUCGGCCUCUAAACCCCAAACGUCAAGCUUUGGAUGUAAAAAAAGACAGAAAGGAUGACUCCGCCUCAAGAAACCAUCGCCCACCUCAACCGACCAUCCCCCCAGCUAAAAAACCUGCUGCAGAAGUAAAGAAAGAGAGGAAAAUUCCACCGGAACCUAAUGCUCCUAUAGCUUUACCUCUUCACCUUCGUCCUCCUCCACAAAGGAAAGAGCCUCCUGAUCCCAACGCUCCUCUUCCUCCACUUCCUCUUCACCUUCACCCGCCUCCUCUGGCUCUGAAACAUCCCCUUAUAGAUGGGAAAAAGGAAAAAGACAGCAGGAAACUGUCCACAGACGCAAAGCUUCCUCAGCCGAAACACGAGAAAAGAGAAAGGAAAGAUUCAGUGGAUGGCAAAAUAUCCAAAAAGCUCUCAGGUGAAGCAAAGAAAGAAAGGAAAGAUUCAUCUGAGUCUAAACCUCAUCUUCCUAAAGAACCGUGUGUUGAGGUCAAAAAAGAAAAAAGGAAGGAUUCCUCUGACUGUAAGCCUGGCCAGCUUGCAAGAUCAUCAUCAUCAUCAUCUAAUUCUAAACUAGAAAGACAGGAAUCCUCCGAUUCAAAGCGAAGCAGCUCACCGCCAGCAAAGAAGCUGACAGCUGAAGGGAGAGAAUCUCUCAGUUCCAAACCUUCUCAGCCUGGACGUGCACAGAGGAAGCUCUCCACAGACAGCACUGAGCGGAAAGGCAAGUCUGACACACCCAGGACUCCCACCACCCCAACCAGCCCCAUGUCCCUCAGCUUCAGUUCUGCUGGGGGUCUGCUGCCUCCUCACCUGGCGACCGGAGAUUCCAUCAGGGACAAAUGUAUUGAGAUGCUGGCAGCUGCCCUGCGCACAGACGAUGAUCACAAGGAAUUUGGAGUAAACUGUGACAGCAUGGGAGCAGAGAUUGAAGAUUAUAUCUACCAGGAAAUAAAGGCCACUGACAUGAAGUACAAGAACAGAGUGCGGAGUCGCAUCAGUAACUUGAAAGACCCCAAGAACCCAGGGCUGCGAAGAAAUGUUCUGGCAGGCAGCAUCGAGUUAAGCCGUAUUGCCUCCAUGUCUGCGGAAGAAAUGGCCAGUGACGAGCUGAAGCAGCUGAGGAACGUUCUCACCCAGGAGGCCAUCAGAGAGCAUCAGAUGGCCAAAACUGGUGGGACCACCACGGACCUGCUGCAGUGUGGCAAAUGCAAUAAGAAAAACUGCACCUACAACCAGGUUCAAACUCGCAGCGCUGACGAGCCCAUGACCACAUUUGUUUUGUGUAAUGAGUGUGGUUACCGCUGGAAGUUUUGCUGAGCCCUGCAAAGAAAAGCCAGACUUUUUUCUGAGCCUUUUUGAUUUCUUUUUUUUCUUUCUAUAAUAUAGGACUUGGAGGGAGUUUGUGAAUUAUUCUAUCUGCUCAUUAGAAAAUAUAAUGUUAUUCUUAAAUUUUUUUUGUUGAAUUGAAAUGAUUUUUAGGCAUACUUGGGUAAUAAAGGUUUGCUACAUGUGGAUUGGAGUAGGGCAAGCACUUUAGAUUUUCUCAAAUGGUGUCAGUAAAUUAACCUAGCCAUAACUCCUGAACAAAUAUGAUCAAAGGUGCUGUCAUAAGAUGGAUUUAUUGUCAUGUCACUUUGCAGCUGUUUAUUUUGUAUACAUGCAGUUUCAAUAAAGCCUCAUAAAUCAGU
Molecule: messenger RNA, 2805 nt
Organism: Oryzias latipes (Japanese medaka)
Lineage: Eukaryota; Metazoa; Chordata; Actinopteri; Beloniformes; Adrianichthyidae
Source: RefSeq, a predicted model, not a curated record